UCCAAGCCAGAGAACACACCUGGGCCACGGUGUGGGGCAACCGUGACGAUUGGAGCAGUCCGACAAGCCGAAGCCGUUGCAGAGGCGGGCUCGUCACCGGGAGCCAUGGUGACAAGCUCGGUGUGCCGACCGCUUCGGAGUUCCGUGGUGAUGACGGAGAUCGCUGACCUCCACCAGAAAUGUUGGAUUCGAACGAGGAGUGGCCAGCAGUGGACGCUGCUCCGUCAGUAUCUCAGGAGCCACAUCGAAGGACGGAUUCGGGCCCUUGGUGCAUCUCGAAAGCAGGUUCAACUCUACCGCAUCCAAAGACAUCCUGGAGAGUACCGUGCUUCUCGAAGUCUUGGACGAGUCCUUUCCGGACGGCUUCUUUUACUAGCAGCAAGACAGGAGCCAUGUUCAUAUGGCAACGUCGGUGUUUACCCAGGCUUACGCCGACGAUACGGUUAUAGUGAUCUCCGCCGUCAACCCACUGGAAUUAGAAUCAAGGCCUCGACGACUCCUAACCGCACCUCUGAUCGGGCCUACAGAAAUGAGACAAUGUUCACGCCGUAAUAAAUCACUAAGACAAGGCAUCGCGGACGGCCAGAUAUAAGAAGAAAAAAAAGAGCAACAGGUGGAAGGAGCGACGUUAGGCUGCGAGGGCGAAAGCUUCUCGCAUUCGACAGCAACAUCACUGCCUUUAAUUGCUACUGGCCAGAGAACUACGCGUACUGCUUUACUCCCUUCAUUGAGGCAAACAAUACUCCAUGAUCUGUACACGGUUGACAGAGGAAGACCUAAUGACGAAAGUGUCACACACAUAAAUAAAUGGGAGGUGAAAAUGCGUUACCAGCAUGCGCAAGGAAUGACCAGCACGCGCAAGGAAUGACGACGGCCCCGCAGUACACGCGGAGCGGGCGAUUUCGGUCAAUUAUUCAAGACCGCGGACGCUGUGACACGUUGGCCUUUCAUGGCUCCGCGAGGACACACACACAAUGAGGUCACGCGUGCGGCGUGAUUUCGAGGAACUUCCGCAUCCUCCCUCCUCUUUUUUGCCACACACACACACACGCAAGCACACACACACCCACACACACACACAAAGGCGCGCUCGCUCAGGAACCCCUCUGCAGUUACGUGGACAUCCGCUCAGGUCUGCGAUCGAUGCGAGAGUGCUGGACCGAUCUCCAGCAUGGAUUCGCUCGGAUAUGGAUGAUGGCAGGCAUUCGUCGAUGUGAAGCCUUUCGCAUCUUUCCGGCACUCGUUUAGCUGCUGGAAUCGGGCGCUGGUGAGGCGCUCCCGAGAGUUGUUGAGAAAGCUCGCGAAACAGCGAAUGCGAAAGUGCGAACUUCUUGCGCGUCAAAACGCAGCUACAUGUAGUGGCUGGAAAUUGAAAAGUAAAAGGAAUUUUUCAAGUGAUCAGUCCACUUGUAAAUUACAGAAAGCUGAGACGCAAGAAAUGUUUUCAAUAACCACUGCGUACUACUGUUGCAACUUUUCGGGACGUUGUCACGCAGGUGUGCUUUAUUAUUAAAUCGGUGUGCAUAGUAUAUGUUGCGGUUGGUUAUUUGGACCCUAACAACAUUUCUGGUAAAAAAGGGCGGCUGCGAGUCUACCAAUAUGAUUGCAUGAAGACGAAAGCGAUAACAAUGAGAAGGCAGUGCUUUAUAAGUAAUAUUUUUGUCUAAUUGCGAACUACCGUUGCUUGAUGCACUAAGUGCCUCGCUGCACGGUGACUUAUGCGCGAGGGAAGCACGAAGCUGACAAGCAACUUCAUUGCUUAGUGCGAUUUUCUUUCGCUAGUCGAACUAUGACAGAAACUAAGUGAGGCAAGGAGCUCGAACGCGGAUUAUUGCAGUCUAAAAUACUGACUGGUUCUCCUUUCACACAUUUUACUUUCACUUUACUUGCACUAGCUUCAGUACAAAUAAGUUCAUGCUUGCAGGAAAAUAAAUCA
Molecule: messenger RNA, 1936 nt
Organism: Dermacentor albipictus
Lineage: Eukaryota; Metazoa; Arthropoda; Arachnida; Ixodida; Ixodidae
Source: RefSeq, a predicted model, not a curated record